Molecule: messenger RNA, 2993 nt
Organism: Camelina sativa (false flax)
Lineage: Eukaryota; Viridiplantae; Streptophyta; Magnoliopsida; Brassicales; Brassicaceae
Product: serine/threonine-protein phosphatase 7 long form homolog
Biological process (GO): meristem development; meristem maintenance
Source: RefSeq, a predicted model, not a curated record
UCCUCCUGCAACAUCACUUCAUCAUUCCUUUGCUCAUUUCAAACACUCAAUAAAAAAAACAAAAAAAUGAGAUAAAAAACCAAAACUUUUAUCUUUUAUCUUCUUCGCCCUAUCUAAAAAACCCUACUUUCUCAAUUUCUGUACUGCUUGCUUCUUCCUUCUUUUCGAGAAACCCAAUAUCUCUCUAAUCUUGUACGGCAGCUACACUGACUCGACUUCCGACGAUUCUUGAUCUUUUCCGGCGCCGUUAAGCGACUCCGUUUCCGACAUUGUGACAUCUUCUGACAAGAUGUCUUCUCAACAUAACGACAAUGACAUGCUUGAUGAGGUUCAAGAACCGUCCUCUGACGUGGGAAAGAGAUCAACUUAUUCUGCUCUUGCUCGAAGAUCUAGCAGGGAAAAAACCCAACUUUUAAAACCAUGUCUUACCACCUCCGUUGAAGGGUCUGAGGCUAUGGGUCCUAGUCAAAGUGGUUCAGCUCCUUGUUCUCAGUCAAAGGCUCUGUCUAUGGGUGUUUCUUUCUAUGGUUGGAGAUUUGCGAACGAAGAUUUCAAGCUUUGGGUUAAGAAGAUGUCGGAUGUGCACGAACACACUUGGAGAAAAGCUUGGAUCUUUGAAGCAAUCAUGGCAUCCACAGUCAGAAUCCCUAAAGACGUAGAUCUUGUUCUGGCUAUCGCUGAGAAAUGGUGUCCUGAAACCAAAACCUUCCUUUUCCCUUGGGGUGAAGCAAGCAUAACACUAGAAGACGUUAUGGUGCUUCUAGGUUUCUCUGUUUUGGGUUUGCCUGUUUUUGCUACUCUGGAUAGCUCGGGAGAGAUGGUUAUGGAAAAGCUAAACAGCGAAUGGUUGGCGAUUAAACGCAAAGGUCAUGUCAGUAUUGUAACACAAGUGACAUGGACGGAGAGAUUCAUGAAUAGAGACGAUGAGUAUGAACAUGUAGCAUUUCUUGUCUUGUGGCUUAGUUAUUUCGUUCUGCCAUCACGCUACCCUCAUGUCUGUCAAGAGGUUUUUCCAAUUGCUAUUCAUCUUUCAAGGGGUACUAGGAUUGCUCUUGCUACUGCUGUUCUUGCACACUUGUAUGCAGACCUAAGUCUCUUGAAAAACUACAUAACAGAUUUCAAGGAGUCGACUACUACCCUCAAGAUUGGUCUGACUGCCUUGUUUAAAUUGGUCCAAGUUUGGACAUGGGAGAGAUUCAGGGAACUACAGCCAAAACCUAAUCAAAUGCAAAAGGGUGAGCCAAGAUUGGCCCGUUGACAUAAGCUGAAACAGGUUACAAGCAAUGCAAGGGAGAUUCACAACAACUCGAAGAUGGUCAGUUUUGAGUUGCGUCCAUACACACAAGCUGUGGAAUGCUGGGAGUUUCCUCAGUUUUACCCUGAAGAAGCGAUGAUAGUUCCUGUUGGUCCCAGUCUUGAUGAUGAAUAUUUGUCUUUUGCUCGUUGCAUCAAGGUGUCUGAGCUUGUUGGCAUUGACUGUGUGGAGCAUUACUUUCCUAACCGGGUGGCUUUACAGUUCGGGAUGCUUCAGGAUGUUCCUUCUCAUAUUAACCGGAGCAACCUCUCGAAGGAGGCAGCUUGGAAUGAUUAUGAUAAGCCUAUUGAUGAUUUGACAUUGUACAUUCCUUCCCGUUCUGCAAUACCUCGUGUUACUCAAAUGUUCUGUGAGUGGCGAAGGGCGUUGUUUCUAGAAUUCAAAUGUUCUUCAGACGCGACGAAGCUUGUUGAAACAGCUCUAAAAUUGCAAGCACGAAACGUCAAAGGUGAUGAUACUAGUCUUGUUCCUUCUGGCUCUAAGAUAAGCAGAACAAGACCUGUUGGUGGAAUCAAGAUAGCUACGGUAUCAACAAAGACGAGACGCCAGUACAUGAAGCAAGCUCGUGACAAGAAACACAAGUAUAUGAAGCUAGCUCGUGACAAGAGACGGAAGAACAUGAAGCGAGUUCCUAAGAACGAUGAAAAUGAUAUAGGUUUUUGCCAGACACAGGUUCGAUUAGACAAUGAUAGCCUCACCUUUGCUUCUGAACCGCUUGGUAAAAAGAGUAGACUUGAGGCGGAUAACAAUGAUUCGGAGACUUGUCAAAAGUUUGCUUCGAUAAGAUAUGAUGGAGAUGAAACCUUACCACCACCAGAAAUAGAACAAAGGAACGAAGAGACUGUAAACAAAGCAGCGAUGGUUCCAAGCCCAUUUAAUGAAAUCAACUCUUCAGAUUCGCCUCUUGGUGCUAAUCGAGAAGUAGUAGUUAAUAUCCUUGUGUCACCACCAGAGACAAGGCAAACCUGUGACGAUGAGCUUGAUGUACAUGGUAGCUUUGCAGAGAAGAUGACUAUGAUUGAUGAUUGCAGCAAGGAACCGGACCGGUUACUCCAAGAAGAUGGUAUCAUAGCAGGAAAAAAGGCGAGCUCAGAUGAGAGGUUGUGCAGUAGUGAAGCUGACAAGGUAGAUGAUGAUGUUGAUGAUGACAGUUUGAUCCAGAAAAAGCUUGCAUUAGAGGAGCUAGCAUUAAAUGCAGACAACAAUGAUCCAAGCCCUCAUCAAAAUUUUGCCUCUGGAUGCACUAAUGGAGAUGAAACAAGCAAAGCAUAUAAGAAUAAGGUCCUGAUCCCAUCUGAGGAGUCAAACACUCACAUAGCGGUACGGGAAGGAAGCCAGGGACAAGACUGUUUGUUUGACGUUGAUAGUGCUUUCAUUAGAAAGAGUGUUCAAGAGCUGAAGGCGCUGACAUUGUCAAUAGAGGAGCGUAUUAUUAAGGCACAACAAGAUGUGGCAUGGUUAAAAGAAAGGAGAGCCGAAAAACAGAGAAAUAUCGCAGAAGAUAGUUUGAUCUAGGCGUGUUGGAGGUUGUUUUGGGGCAGUCAAAUGCAAGUAGAAUAUCAAAUGAUCAUUUCUCACAUGUGUUAGAAUUUUUUUGCUUUAGUAUCUUUUGAAGACUUGUGUUGCUUUCAAGUGUUCCAGUUGUAUCUUUUGAACUCAGUUUGUAUGUUUAAUUCAG